Messenger RNA from Laetiporus sulphureus 93-53, 1041 nucleotides. RefSeq names its product actin-like ATPase domain-containing protein. Gene Ontology annotation, molecular function: acetate kinase activity. Lineage: Eukaryota; Fungi; Basidiomycota; Agaricomycetes; Polyporales; Laetiporaceae. The transcript is spliced from 8 exons. The coding region runs from base 1 to 1041 and encodes 346 amino acids. The record is from RefSeq and is a predicted model, not a curated record. Gene Ontology annotation, biological process: phosphorylation; acetate metabolic process.
AUGCCGUUCUGGCGCUUAUUUCAAAGUAUCACCAAUAUACCCUCCUUACCAACAUCUUUCACCUUCGAACAUGCUUCCCACCAAGAAGGGCGUGAGGCGAAGAAAGAGAAGAUUGACGGGAUCGGUGAUCACGCUGCCCCGUUCGCUCAUUAUCUCGAGAAUGAGGCGGACUCAGAGAUUGAGCAUAAUUCCAUUGUAUAUGCAUGCCAUCGCAUAGUGCAUGGCGUAGACUAUUUCGACCCAGUCGUUAUCAACGAGGCUUACACUUCCAUUAGUCACAACGGGGCAGCACUUCCCGUCAUGCAGAUCUGCAUCAAGGCGUUGCCGAGGUCGAAGUCUAUUGCAUAUUUCGACACAUCUUUUCAUCGCCGGAGGUUGCUCGGAAGCGAGGGCUUAAGAAAUUCCACAGAAGGUACAUAUUCCCUGCUGUACGUGCACACGGGCAACUCAUGCCACUCAUCUGCCUGCGCGAUCCAAAACGGGUGCUUGGUGGACACUACCAUGGGCCUUACGCCUCUCACUGGAGCGACACGCAGCGGUGCAGUUGACGCUUCACUCGUGUUCCACCGCGCAGGGCGUGUCACGCACGAUCCAAGCGCAGCAAUUGACGUGCACAUUACCGAAGCAGAGUCCAUCCUCAAUACCGAAAGUGGCUGGCAUGCUCUAACGGAGACAGCAGACUUCGACGAGGUCGUCCUACGAAUGAAGGAGGCACGCGCACAGGGCGACGGACAUGUGCUGGAUGACUGGGAGGACGAUGCGAAGUGGAAACUAGCGUUCGACCUGUUUACGGAUCGGAUCACCGUUUCGGUAGGGGCGUACUUCGUCAGGCUUGGGGGGGAAGUGGAUGCACUGGUGUUCUCGGGUGGGAUCAGGGAGAAGAGUGCGGAGUUGAGAGAGGAGGUAGCGCGGAAUGCGGCGUGCUUGGGAUUCAAGCUUACAGACAUGCGAAUGAUAACGUCAGGGACAGGAACGCUGUGGACGGAGGAGCAGCUUGAGAUGGCGAAGGAAUGUGUCCUGGAAAAUGCAUUCUGGCAGUGA